Gloeophyllum trabeum ATCC 11539 is the source of this 459-nucleotide messenger RNA. RefSeq lists its product as uncharacterized. The transcript has 4 exons. The record is from RefSeq and is a predicted model, not a curated record. Lineage: Eukaryota; Fungi; Basidiomycota; Agaricomycetes; Gloeophyllales; Gloeophyllaceae. Bases 1 to 459 code for a protein of 152 amino acids.
AUGUCUUUUGAGAACCACACUACUCGCACCACUGGCAACCCCCAGGACUUCCAUCAACAAGUCGAGGGUGACUUGUCCAGCUACGCCGGAUCUCAGAGCUCGAACUAUGGCUCUACCAAUGUGCCCGGAAACACCACGAUUGGGCACCCGCCUGGCUCAGUCACCUCCGGUGUAGGAGAGGACUACAGCAACGCGGGCCAGUUGUACGGUGAGGGCGUGCGUGCUCAACAGCAGCACACUCGCACCGAGGACUGGGAUGCAUCUAGGGCCGGAGCUGAAGGCGGCUUGAACCCCAGCCAGCGCCAGGGCGACUUGCAGCCAGACAAUAAUCCCCCGACGCAGGAGGGUGUGUCCGUUACUGACAGGGUCAUGGGCAAUGCCCAAAAACUAGCUGGACAUGCCACGUUCAACCCGGGUCUCCGGGAGCGCGGUGAGCAGCGGAAGACCGGUCAAAUCUAA